Messenger RNA from Sturnus vulgaris (Common starling), 2440 nucleotides. The record is from RefSeq and is a predicted model, not a curated record. NCBI's taxonomy places the organism in Eukaryota, Metazoa, Chordata, Aves, Passeriformes, Sturnidae.
GGGGCUCAGUGCACAUCCUCGGAGCUGAUGGAGCUCGGCCAUACCCCGUGGUGAGUGCCCAUCCUUGCCAGGCCUGCAGUUCACCCUCCCCUCGCCACCCCCAGCGUGUCGAGAUCCCAAAUCCAGCAGCAGGUGAGCCGACGGAGCACCUGGGGCCCUGUCCUCUGUCUUGGAGCCUCCUGCUUGGGAGGGAUGGCGGACUGGAGCAUGCCCAUCGGCUCGCUGGGCGAGGAAGUGGUGGCCCGGCUGUGUGAGCUACUGGAUAAUGCGGGCCGGGGCUGGCGCAAGCUGGCCGAGCUGGCUGGGGCCGAGAAACGCUUCAAGUGCAGCGCGGAGGAGCUGGAGAUGUGCUCUCUGAAGGUGCUGGAGCCCCGCGGCAGCCCCACACAGUGCCUGCUGCAGCUCCUGGCCGAGCGCGACUGCACCCUCAGGUACCUGCUGGGCUGCCUGGAGCGCAUGGGGCACGAACAGGCCUGCCGGGUGCUCAGCUCCGCCGUCCAGGAUGUGAUUCGCAUCACGGUACAGCCAGAGUCACAGGUGGUGGUGGAGGGGACACAGGUGUCCCUGACCUGCUGCGCAUCUGGCCCACCAGGGCUCACAUACCAGUGGUUCUGUGGGAGGCAGGAGAUGCCUGGAGCCACAUCCCCAGAGCUCGUGAUCGACACAGCCAGCCCGGCAGGCCAGCCUAAGUGGUACAUCUGCCGGGUGAACUGUGGGGCCACCUUCACCUUCUCCAGAUGGGCUCAUGUCCAGGUGGAGAAGAGCAGCAGCCCCAGCUCCAGCCAGUGGCUACUGCCCGACUAUGGCAGGGCUGCAGAUCCUGCGGCAGCCACGGCCGUGCCGCCUGGCCGAGGGGGACACGCUGGUCUGGAGUGCAGAGCCAUUGGCAACCCCCCACCCCAGUACCAGUGGUUCAGGAACCGGCGCCCCGUGGAAGGGGCACAGGCACCCCAGCUCCAGGUGAAGCUGGUGACAACAGCUGAGCGGGGCAGCUACUCCUGCCGUGUGUUCAACCUCUUCCACGAGGUGUGGAGCCAGGAGGUGGAUGUAGAGAUCGGCCCACGGCUCUUCACCUCUGGAGGCUCCUGGCAGGAGGGGGAUGGAGGCUCUCUAGAGCAUGGCAGCCCUGGACAGCUGUACGCCACGGACAAAGUGGCACUGCUAAUUGGCAACAUGCACUACCUGCACCACAAGCAGCUGCAGGCGCCCAUCGUGGAUGUUCACGCCCUCAGUGCCCUCCUCCGCCAGCUCGACUUCAAGGUGGUGUCACUGCUGGACCUGCGCAAGGCCGAGAUGCAGAUGGCUGUCGAUGAGUUCCUCCUCCUCCUUGACAAGGGUGUCUACGGUUUACUCUACUAUGCUGGGCACGGCUAUGAAAAUUUUGGCAACAGCUUCAUGGUGCCCAUUGAUGCGCCCAGCGCCUACACUUCAGAGCACUGCCUGUGCGUGCAGCGGGUGCUGCGGGAGAUGCAGCAGCGCCGCACCGGCCUCAACAUCUUCCUGCUUGACAUGUGCCGCAAGAGAAACCUCAAUGAUGACAUCAUUCCGCAGGUUGGGGCGCUGGAGGUCACAGCCAACAUCGUCUUUGGCUAUGCCACGUGUGCAGAUGCUGAAGCCUAUGAGCUGAGCCAAGGUGAGCUCUCCAAUGGCAUCUUCGUCACCUUCCUCAAGCGCUGGCUGCUGGAGGAUGAGAAGAUCACAGUGCUGCUGGACAAGGUGGCUGAAGACAUGGGCACUCUGGAGAUCACGCGGGGACGGCAGGCACUGGAGCUUCGCAGCAACCUCUCAGAGAGACGGGCUCUGACAGACCCCAUCCGCCCUCCGGGCCAGGAUGAGUCCUCUGCCAGGAACCUGCAGUGGGCCAAGGCUCAUGUCCUGCCAGAGAGCCGGCACCUCCACUUCGACUGCGGUGUCACCGUGCAGCUGGGCUUCGCAGCCGAGUUCUCCAACAUUAUGAUCAUCUACACGCGUGUGGUGGCUGCCCCCAAGGACAUCACCAAGUGUGAGGCCCGACUCACUGAUAUUCCCGAGGAGCUGGAUGUGGACCUCAAAUGCACCAACAAGGAGAGCCCAGAGGAGUUGGGCAGUCCAUUGGCGCCCGUCUGGAGCCUCGGCUGCCCCUCCUGCUGCCUCUACAGCCGGAUCUGUGGCUUGCAGAAGCUGCGGCAGGAGCUGGCCUUCACCGUGUACCUGCAGUACCGCUACCAGGGCAUGGAUGACUUUGUGGAGGAACGGCAGCGGGUGAACGUGGGGCGGCCGCUCAUCGCCAAGCUCAACCUGCAGUGCGCGGCCUCCCCCUCACCACCCCACAGCCCCCUCUUUUCCUCUCCCCCCGGGAGCUGGGGGGUGGUGGAGAGCUCAUGGGUCAACACCCCUGAGGAGAACCUGAGCCCUGAGUGCCCCAGCUCCCACACCCUAUAGACGGACAGUGAGGCACAAC